CUGGGGGACAUUUAAUUCUCAAACAUGAUGAAGACAGAACCUGCCUCAGACAAGGCGGACAACGGGGCCUCCGCCGGAAACAGUGGGGGGGGCUCCAACAUGAGGAGCGCCUCACCUCAUCGAAAUGCAUACGAGGCAGGUCUGGCGGCGCUAAAGAAAGCUACGGAUCACCUCAAUGGAGGCUACGACCCCGCCUCCAAGCCCGCGCCUUUACCUCGGCCCAACGGGAGGGGUCGUAGAUAUGGAUCAAAUGUCCACCGCAUCAAGAAUAUGUUCAUGCAGAUGCAGUCGCCAGGAGAUGAGGAAGAUGGUGCCAAAGUGAUUGGAAACGAGCAAGCGGUCAAACUGUCGCUGCCAAGGGCAUCGAGCCUCAACGAGAACGUCGACCACAGCGCGCUGCUCAAACUCGGGGGCACCGUUUCGGAGAGGGUCAAUCGUUUUGACACCAAAACGGAUGGAGAAGGUGCGCGCUCCUCCUCAGGAUUGUCCAAACUCCAGGAAACCAGGAGGAUGUUUGAACAACGGACGCUGCAGGAGAAACAAGCUGCUACCAACAGGAUUUUACUGAAGAAGGAGCGAGCUUCUGGUUUCCAGGAUAGCCGCCUGGAUGUGGUGGCACGCUUCAAUGGCUCGACUGAGGCUUUGGAUCGCUUAGACGACCCCCCCAUUCCCGCUUCUGCUCCCGUUCCCGUUCCUGCCGCUGCAGCUGUUUCGGGGCCCGCUGAAGCCGUCAGCCCCACCGUCAGCCAACUCAGUGCUGUGUUUGAGAAGGCUGAUACCCAAAACAAUCUCUACCUCCCCAACCGUCGGUCGAGACCUGCCCCAGGACCAAAGCCAACAAUUCCAGCCAAAUCAGGGCCUGCUCGGAGUCAGAUGAAAGCGCCUCCUGCAAGUCAGGAGGACUUAGAGGAGGUGACAACAGGAACUGUCAGCAACCAGGCGGCAGAGGUUGACGAGACAGAUUCGCUCCCGCAGUGCAACAUCAGCGAGGAGGAGAGAUUUAGACAUUCAGGAGAUCAGCACUCCAACUCUGAUGACAUUUCAGCGGAGGCUAAACCAGAGUUGGAGUCUCAGUUGGAAUUGACAGAAGACUCUAGUACCUUAGCUGGUCAGGAGCCUCUAACCGCCGCCGAACAGGAUUGUUGUCGAGGGGAUAUCGAUGCCGGGGCCAGAUUGGUUCAAGCCGAUGUCCACGCUUCACUGGAAAAUGGAGAAAAAGAGCCACCGACUUUUCAAGUCACACAAGCCGAGGAGGAGAACGACGACGACGACGGCUCGAGGAAGGAGGAUUACUCCGAGGGGGAUCUGGUGGACGUGAGCGCGUACAGCGGCCUCGGCGAGGAUGACUCUGGGGGAAGCCAGCUGGACGAUGAUGAUGAUGAUGACGAAGACGAGGAAGAGUACCAUCCAGAAAGCAGCUGCACGGAAAUCGAGGGUCUUCCUGAGGAGGAGGAGGAACCCAUCGCAGCCAACAGAAAGAUACGAUUCAGCACUGAGCCCAUUAAGGUAUUCACCACCUACUGUAAUGAAGACUAUGAUCGACGUAACGAUGAUGUGGACCCAAUGGCGGCGUCGGCCGAGUACGAGCUGGAGAAGAGAGUUGAGAAGCUGGAUCUGUUUCCCGUUGAGCUGGAGAAAGACAGUGACGGUCUGGGAAUCAGUAUCAUAGGAAUGGGUGCAGGAGCUGAUAUGGGUCUGGAGAAACUGGGCAUCUUCGUCAAGACGGUCACUGAGGGUGGAGCUGCACAGCGAGAUGGCAGAAUCCAAGUGAACGAUUUGAUCGUCGAGGUUGACGGGACCAGCCUGGUUGGUGUAACUCAGAGCUUUGCUGCGUCUGUCCUACGCAACACAUCAGGCACCGUCAAAUUUGUGAUUGGUCGGGAGAAGCCGGGGGAGCAGAGCGAAGUGGCUCAGCUGAUCCAACAAACUCUGGAACAGGAGAAAUGGCAGCGAGAGAUGAUGGAACAACGAUACAAGCAAUACAUGGACGAUGAUGAGGAGACAGGUGAAUAUGCCACAGAUGAGGAUGAGGAGAUGAGUCCCAUGUUUCCCAAUUCCAUCGAGGUUUUCGACUUGGCCGAACACCAAGACUCAUUGUCUCCCGUCGAGCUGGACCCUGAAAAGUUGACCCACAAAUUCAAGGAGCUUCAAAUCAAACACGCAGUAACCCAAGCUGAGAUCCAGUUGCUGAAGAGGAAGUUGGCUCACGCAGAGCAGGAUAAAUUGCGUUGGCGAAUGGAGCGUGCUCAGCUGGAACAAAGCAUCCGGGACAGUAAAGAGAGGAUGGAGAAACUGGAGGGUUACUGGAUGGAAGCCCAGUCGCUGUGUAAGGCAGUGGAUGAACACUUGAAGGAAACCCAGGCACAGUACCAAACCUUAGAGCGGAAGUACAGCAAAGCCAAGCGAAUGAUCAAAGAGUAUCAGCAGAAGGAGAUUGAGUACCUGAAAAAGGAGGCAGCGCACCGUCAAGAGGAGGAAGACAGUGAGGCGUCACACAAAGAGGAGGCGGACAACUUGCAGGAAAAGAUUGCAGACCUGGAGAUCCAAGUGGAUGCUCUCAAGCCCCCAAACCCCACCUAGCCUGCUCGCUCGCAGCUCCGCUUCCUGACCAUAAAGGGAGGACGCGGCUCUCUGCCUUCACACGGACGCACUGUAGUUCAGACGAUCACUCACAGCGGCGGCAAGCAGACGGAACCUGACAAUGUGGAAGAAGAAAAAGGAGGAUGACAGAGCGAAAAGAGCAACCUCUGUUUUGGAAUUUAUGGCCUAUCAGCAAUCCCAGAAUGCAUUUUGUGUGACAGCCACAAUCAUCCUUGUGCGUCUUCCUGGAAACUCUCUCAGCAAUCAACAAGGAAACCAUACUCAGCCUCCCUGUGUUCGAUUUAUAUGUAGAUUUAUUUUCUCCUCCCUGGCGUGAAAAGUGUCCUACGGGGAGGAUGUUGAGGAAACAGGCUCGUCACAAAGUGCUUUACAGAGUGACCGAGGACGGAGGAGGAUUCUUGCUGUGCUGCUUCUCCACUACCCGCACUGGAACUACAGGAAGAUGCAAGUGAUGAGUAGGGCCCAGUUGAACCCAAAUUCUGCCCCAUUAGUUAGCAUUGAAAGACAAGACAAAGAUGCCAACAAACCCAUCUCAAUUUGAAUUUUUCAAUCUAUUUCUCCAUACGCGAAGGAAUCAGGUAAACAUUUGCAUUUCGGGUAUGAAAGCGUGGUGACAUCCUGUUUUGUAAAUAUUCUCAACGUCUAUUUAAAAGUUAACUUAAGCACCGACUUAUGGUGGAGACUCGUGUGUGUGCAGACUAGGGUCGCCGAAUCGUGUGUAUUUGCAUUUAAAUCUGAGAGCAAAACUGAAUUGGCUGUGGCAGUAUUUAGCUCACAUUUUUCUAACUCAAAGUUCGACAUGCUGGACUUACUUGGGAUGACUUUCAAAUGUAGUUUACGGAGUCAUAACAUAUCGGCUCAAGAGACACGGAUGAUAGUAUUAUUAAUUCAUUUGUAUUUUUUAGGGAUGUCCCAAUCUCUUCCUGAUUUCCGGUGAUCGUAGCAUAGCUACAUUAGCUAGCUAGUCUUGCCGUUCUUUACGACAACUGCCGUAAAGUACCGGUUGACGGUAGCUGCGCAAUUCAAACUUCCGUGGCGGUGCAAAGCAAACAUGUCAAAAGUGUGGAAAUAUUCGAGAGUGAAGACUGUCCUAAAACUACUUGCAAUGUUUGCAACAUGGUAAUUUCAAGAGCAGGUAGCAGCAGAGCUACACCACAAACUGGAUUCGUCAUCUAGGGCAAAACAUGACAAUGUGUAUGAAGCGUUUUGCAAAGCUGCAGAUGGAAAGGUUGCUAAAGCAAAGCAGCAGAUGGAAAAGUUGCUAAAGCAACAAAUGCUGGACGUUGUGAGGAGAACCCAAUACUCCAAUAAGAGGGCGAAGAAGAUCACAGAAAGGUUGGUCGAAUUUAUUGUAAUGCUUAUUGAUGAAAUUGCAGUGCUAUAAAAAGUUGAAUUACUUGCUCAAAAUAGAUUUCAGUUUUAUAAAUUUCAAAACUAAAGGCAAAAUAUCGGAUCGGAUUUGAGGUUAAAAGAUCGAAUCCGGGGUUAGAGGCCUAAAAUGCUGAACGGGACAUCCCUAGUAUUAAUUAAGAUAGUGGUGUGGAUAGCAAAAUAUGAUCUCCUUUUUUUGGGAAUGAGCUUCGGUUUAAAUACAGGACAGGUGCAGUUGACUAUUAUUUAAAAAAAUAUAUAUAUAAACCCAUGAACCACAAGCCAGAAUUUAAAGUUUAUAUGAGUAGUUGAUCAUUCUUAGAAAGUGCUUUUAGAUUUUACCAGAGGCAAUUGAAUAACUCCAUCCAUCCAUUUGUGUGAGCUGGCGCCCAUUCUUGCUGACUUUGGUCAGUGUUUUUUUUUUUUUUUUAGUGUUUUAGGUCAAGUCAUCAGACUUGGAGUCAUUUGCAGAAAGCGGGGCUUGAGUGAAAAUAAGUUGAUGGUGUUCAGACAUUCCUUUUGUUUUCAAAUGCUCAGACUACUACAAAAAUGGAUUAGCAGUGUUGUUUGCAGUAUUGUGACUGAACACUUAGCCCCUUGAUGAACGAGUUUCUUACUAUCCACUGUUCCAACAGUGCUGGGAUCAUCGGUUUACGCAAGCUCAUGUUCUGCCCCAGAUGUCCUCUUCCAUUUUUGGAGUUGAUCUUGUAUUUUGGAAUGCAUGUUUAAUUGAAGCACAGCUGGAGCCUCAUGCUCGCCCAGACAAAAAGUAUUUCCUGUACGAAUGGUGAUAUCCUGCACCGGUAACAUCAUCAAUGUGUUAUUAUUAUAAUUUUUUUUUAAAUGAUGCACUUAUGCUUCUCGACUGGAUUUUCGGUUCUAUUUGGUGAGGUUUGUAAUUGAUUUGCCUUGUUAGCUCCUUUUGCCUUUCAAGUUUCUGCAUAGCUUUAAUGUAUGGAAAGUCAUUUGAGCAUUUUAUUCAAUAUCCUGUGAUCCAACAUUAAGAUCCAUGUACUGCUACGCGCUCUUUGUUCCAGUUUUUUUUUUUUUUUAAACUUAAGCUGGAUAUCAGGGAUAAUGAAUAAAUGCCCAACCAUUUUCUACUAUAUAUACUUUCACAAUUCUCCCAUUUCUGCUCAGUGUUCCUGAGAAUCAAAACAAGGCGUGUUUACAUCUAAAACCUGUAUACAUCAUGCAACAAAUUCGAUGGUCUUCCUCCAAAUUGCAUUCAAAUGUUUACCCAUCUCAUUACGUACAGUAUUUCACUCACUGAAUGGAUCUGUUGGAGCAGCUGAAUGUGUGAAGUGCCUUGCUUAAGGACGUUCGUUGAUAGUAUCUCAAGUUGAAUCCCGCAGUCCAAAAGGUAUUUGGUUCACAUGUGUCAAUACUCAGGGCGGAAAUAAAACUGGAAAACUUGUCCUUCAAUCACUACUAACACUAUUGACAUAUCCGCAGUUGCAUUGGUCCAGUAGUGCAGAUGAAAAUGUUUUCGAUAUACGUUGCGAUGUUGUAUCGUGAUGCUUCUUUACCCAGAUGCUAAAAAUUUUUUUUUUUUCUCCAUGUAUUUGGCUUAGAACAAAGUGAUGAAAUAUGAGAUGUGCCAUAUAGUUUUGAAUAGUAGUUACAAGUUAGUGCCAAACAGUGUGAGUGGGACAAUCUUUACCUCUCUAGCCUGGGGUCUGUUCUGUCGUGGAUGUCACCAUGUUUGUCUGAACCAACACCUGUUUGUCAGCAUUUCAAUAAACAUGUUGAACGACA
This is a messenger RNA of Syngnathus acus (greater pipefish), 5730 nucleotides long. Its product is annotated as neurabin-2-like. Gene Ontology annotation, biological process: actin filament organization; calcium-mediated signaling; neuron projection development. The record is from RefSeq and is a predicted model, not a curated record. Bases 25 to 2580 code for a protein of 851 amino acids. Gene Ontology annotation, molecular function: actin filament binding. The transcript has 14 exons. Gene Ontology annotation, cellular component: dendrite; actin cytoskeleton; postsynaptic density. NCBI's taxonomy places the organism in Eukaryota, Metazoa, Chordata, Actinopteri, Syngnathiformes, Syngnathidae.